AUGACUUGGGAGAACCACACAUUGUUCAUGGAGUUUGUGUUCCUUGCCUAUCCAAAACGCCCAGUACUACGCAUGCUCUGCUUCAUUGGAGUCAGCCUUGCUUAUGGGUUAAUAAUCUCUGGGAAUAUCCUUAUUGUGGUCUCCAUAAAGACUGAAAUCCGUCUACAUACACCCAUGUACUAUUUCUUGGGCAGCCUCUCAGGGAUAGAACUGUGCUACACUGCAGUGGUGGUACCACACAUUUUGGCCAACACCUUUCAGUCUGAGAAGACUAUUACUCUACUGAGCUGUGCCACUCAGAUGGUUUUCCUCAUUGGGCUUGGUAGUGCUGAUUGCUUCCUCCUGGCUAUCAUGGCCUAUGACAGAUAUUUUGCCAUCUGUCAUCCCUUGCAGUACCCUCUCAUCAUGACUGUAACUCUUUGCGUUCGCUUGGUUGUGGCUUCUGUGGUCAUUGGUUUAUUCCUGUCCUUACAGCUUGUGGUCUUCAUCUUCUGUCUGCCAUUCUGUCAGGAUAGAGGAAUAGAGCACUUCUUUUGUGAUGCUCCACCAAUGAUGCGUCUUGUGUGUGCCACAAGUCAUAUCCAUGAGCUCUCUGUGCUAGUGGCAGCCACGCUAGCCAUUGCCGUGCCUUUCUUUUUCAUUGCCACUACCUAUGUUUUGAUUGUGGCUGCUGUGCUUAAACUGCACUCAGCAGCUGGCCGUCACAGGGCCUUCAACACAUGUUCUUCUCACCUCACUGUGGUGUUGUUGCAGUAUGGCUGCUGUGCAUUCAUGUACCUGCGCCCCGUCUCCAGCUACCAUCCCAAGCAAGAUAAGUUCAUCUCCCUGGUAUACAUACUGGGGACGCCAUUCCUCAAUCCCCUCAUCUACACUUUGAGGAACAAUGAGAUGAAAGGGGCCAUAGCUAAAGUUCUAACCAGAAAGUAUCUCUCCUGGAAAAUUAUAGGAUAG
Molecule: messenger RNA, 951 nt
Organism: Rattus rattus (black rat)
Lineage: Eukaryota; Metazoa; Chordata; Mammalia; Rodentia; Muridae
Product: olfactory receptor 10W1-like
Exons: 1
Coding region: 1-951 (316 amino acids)
Biological process (GO): G protein-coupled receptor signaling pathway
Cellular component (GO): membrane
Molecular function (GO): G protein-coupled receptor activity; olfactory receptor activity
Source: RefSeq, a predicted model, not a curated record